UUCACUCUCAAUGGAGGAACAACAUCGCGCCGCCACCUACGACAUCGCUAUCUUCGGAGCCUCUGGGUUUACCGGCAAAUACGUUGUACGGGAAGCUCUCAAGUUUCUCAAUGUUCCGUCAUCUCCAUUGAAAUCCCUCGCUUUAGUAGGCCGAUCCCCAUCCAAAGUAGCCAAAGCUCUGCAAUGGGCCUCCCAUCCCAACCCGCCGCCACAAAUCCCCAUCCUCACCGCCGACACCACCGACCCCUCUUCCCUUCGCCGGGUCGCCUCCCAGGCAAAGAUCAUUCUCAACUGCGUUGGCCCUUUCCAUCUCUACGGCGAGCCCGUCGUGGCGGCUUGUGUCGAUGCCGGCUGCGAUUACCUAGAUAUCACCGGAGAAAUGGAGUUUGUAGAGAGAAUGGAAGCUUCUUACCAUGAAAAGGCUGCGAAGAAGGGUUCUCUGAUCAUUUCUGCCUGUGGGUACGAUUCGGUUCCUGCUGUAUUAGGCAUGAUGUUCAAUUCAAGGCAGUGGGUUUCACCCGCUGCUCCUAAUCGUGUGGAGGCUUACCUAAGUAUGGAAUCCGACAAAAGACUCGUGCUGAACCUAGGAAGCUACGAGACUUUGGUUCUUGCCAUGGCUAACAAGGACAAAUUGCAGGAGUUGCAACGUUAUAGACCUCAAACACCUCAGCCCAUGAUUCCUGGUCCGCCUCCCAAGGAAUCUAUUGUGGAACGCCAAAAAGAGAUUGGGUUUUGGAGUGUGGUGUUUCCAUCAUUGGAUAAAAUUGCAGUUGAGAGAAUGGUGUCAUGUUUAACUGAGAAUCCUGAGGGUAUACCGGGGGUCAAUGAAACUGCUCAGCAAAUUGAAAAGAGGGAGGCAUUCUGGUCUACUGUGAAACCCCUUCACUUUGGUAUGAAUAUGGCAUCAAAAUCAGUGUUGGGUAUAAUUCGUUUCAUAACACUAGGGCUGUUGCUAUGGGUCUUUAGUAGAUUUUCUAUAGGGAGGUGGAUGCUCAUGAAGUUCUCUGAUGCGUUUAGCCUUGGGCUUUACACGAAAAAUGGUCCGACUGAAGAGGAGGUGGCAAGUGCUUCCUUCAAACUGUGGUUUGUUGGGCGUGGAUAUAGUGAUGCUGCUCUCGCGUCAAAAGAGGGCAAGAAACCGGAUAUGGAAAUUAUUACGAGAGUAACGGGACCUGACAUUGGCUAUUCCACAACUCCCAUCAUUCUAAUUCAAUGUGCUCUAGUCUUGUUGAGCCAGCGUCAAGAGUUGCCUAAAGGCGGAGUUUUUCUUCCCGGGAUUAUAUUUGGUCCGACGGAUCUUCAACAUCGACUCCAACAAAAUGGAAUAUCUUUUGAUUUCAUUUCGAAGAAAAUGCUCUCGAACAAAAUUUAGUCUUACUAUAUAUAAGUUCAUUUGUCAUUAUAUAUUAUUAAUGUAUUUUUGUGUGAGUUGUAUGGUUAUAUUUCGAUCUCUCCUUCAAUUUCCAAAGACAUGUAUAAUUUGCGAG
Molecule: messenger RNA, 1487 nt
Organism: Ipomoea nil (Japanese morning glory)
Lineage: Eukaryota; Viridiplantae; Streptophyta; Magnoliopsida; Solanales; Convolvulaceae
Product: probable mitochondrial saccharopine dehydrogenase-like oxidoreductase At5g39410
Exons: 2
Coding region: 11-1372 (453 amino acids)
Biological process (GO): glycolipid biosynthetic process
Cellular component (GO): lipid droplet; mitochondrion; plasma membrane
Source: RefSeq, a predicted model, not a curated record